GCAUUUAUUGUGGUCGGGCGGUUUCGAGUUUUGCAACAACUACGUACAGAAACAUUUGUUAAAAAAAUCUAAGCAAUUGAAAGAACCAGAGGCGGCGACGCAAAAAGAUGAGUUCCAAUAUUCAUGAUGAACCCUCUUCAGAUGUGGACCCUGUUGCAAUGAGUAACAGCCAGCCUGAUCCAUCAUUAGCUUCUGAUGGAGUGACACCCACACGUUUAUUAAAAAUGAAAGAAAUAAUGGAAAACCAGUGCUUUGAGAUGAAUGUUAAAGUCAGUAUGGGAAAACACAAAGAGUUAUGUGAAGCUGAUGCAGAUCUAUCCAAAUAUGAAAGUGAAAUAGAGCAGGCAAGGCUCUCACACUUCAACAAAACCCUGGUGUUGAACAGAAUGCAAAUUUGGAAUACUAUCACAGAGAAGAUCAUUCAGAAUGAUUCAGAUGCUGAGCCAUUGAAGGCACUGACCAGCCAGAACACAGAGCUUUGUGAAAAGACCAUGGGAAUUUUAAAGGAAACACGAGCUCUUCAGGACCAGAUCACAGAUCUCCAAAAGGAAAGACUAGAUUUAAAAGGACAGAUAAAGAAGAAAAUGCAAGAGAUAAAUGAGUUGAAACAGAUGAUGGGAAAUCAUGGAGAGGUUCAGCAAAGGGCUAAGGAAAGAGCUGAAGCAGUCCUACAGAAAUAUCAGAAGGUCACAGCCAUUUUACAAAAUGUUCUCCGGGGAAUCAUACUUGCCAGUAAAGUGAACUGGAGAGAUGACCCUAAAUUAAGAGACAUUACAAUGGGACUGGAGCACAUACCCAACUGAAGAGGACCCAUUCAAACACUGUUCUCCCACCACUGUAAAUACGGUUUAUAAAAUGCAUAGUUACUUUUUAACAAAAUUCCAUUGUUACCGGAAAACAACCUCAAUGUGCAUGGAAGCAGCAAAACAGGUUUUCUGUAAAUGUAUGCAAAAUUGUAAUGAUUCAUUUUAGUGACCGAUAUGGGAAGAAUCUUUCAACAUGCUUGCUGUAUAUUUAAGCUUUUUACACCAGCUCAUUUAAGUCUAAUAUAAUGUUUAAAGAAUCAUCCAGAAAGU
Messenger RNA from Xyrauchen texanus (razorback sucker), 1076 nucleotides. RefSeq names its product centromere protein H-like. Gene Ontology annotation, molecular function: kinetochore binding. The record is from RefSeq and is a predicted model, not a curated record. NCBI's taxonomy places the organism in Eukaryota, Metazoa, Chordata, Actinopteri, Cypriniformes, Catostomidae. The coding region runs from base 108 to 803 and encodes 231 amino acids. The transcript has 10 exons. Gene Ontology annotation, biological process: chromosome segregation; kinetochore assembly; mitotic spindle organization. Gene Ontology annotation, cellular component: nucleus; kinetochore.